Paraphaeosphaeria sporulosa is the source of this 327-nucleotide messenger RNA. RefSeq lists its product as uncharacterized. The transcript has a single exon. Bases 1 to 327 code for a protein of 108 amino acids. Lineage: Eukaryota; Fungi; Ascomycota; Dothideomycetes; Pleosporales; Didymosphaeriaceae. The record is from RefSeq and is a predicted model, not a curated record.
AUGCACAUCCAAUUCCUCGUCAUCGGCCUCGCCGCACUUUUCUCUAUCGCCCAGGCGGGCUGCUUCUGCUACCAAGACACUGCCAUGACCAUUCCCAUGGUCAGAUACAGCGAGAACUCUUGCCCCGACUUCGACAUUGGCACUAGGAACGGCGACGCGGCUGGCUGCUUCAACUUCAAUGGCUCCACCGCGGGCAACUUCAACACGUGCUGCGUUUACUCGGGUUACAGGGUUCCGGAUCCUAGCACGAUCAUUGACGACUUUGAGGCAUUAUUUCCGAACAUUAUCUUGUCUAUAAGCCUAGCGAUCAUGACCCUUUCUGAGUGA